This is a messenger RNA of Copidosoma floridanum, 1602 nucleotides long. RefSeq names its product G-protein coupled receptor moody (gene moody). The record is from RefSeq and is a predicted model, not a curated record. Gene Ontology annotation, molecular function: G protein-coupled receptor activity. Gene Ontology annotation, biological process: G protein-coupled receptor signaling pathway. Lineage: Eukaryota; Metazoa; Arthropoda; Insecta; Hymenoptera; Encyrtidae. Gene Ontology annotation, cellular component: membrane.
AUGACAUACGAUUAUACAAGGUUCUCCGGGCCGUUGAGAAAUUUCACGGUCACCGUUGCGCUGACCAUCACGAUAGUCGGCAUUUCCGGGAAUCUCCUGACAAUCAUUGCCCUGCUCAAGUACCCCAAAGUGCGCAACGUCGCGGCUGCAUUUAUCAUAAGCUUGUGCGUCUCGGAUUUUAUUUUCUGCCUGCUGGUGCUGCCGUUCGACUCUAUUAGAUUUUACGACGCGAGCUGGACGAAAAACCGCUUCUUAUGCGUACUCGUGCCAUUUCUGCGCUACGGCAACGUCGGCGUGAGCCUACUCCUCGUGGGCCUGCUCUCGAUACACCGGUACGUCAUGAUUGCCCACCACGGGAUUUUCAGCCGCGUUUACAAGAGACACUGGAUCGCGGCGAUGAUCCUCUUUUGCUGGGUAUUCUCGUACGGCAUGCAAGUCCCGACUCUCAUGAACCUAUGGGGAAAAUUUGCUUACGACGAGAAACUCGGUACCUGUUCCAUCGUCAAGGACGAUUUUGGCCGGUCGCCCAAGGCGUUUCUCUUCAUCAUGGGCUUCGUCAUCCCGUGCAUGGUCAUCGUCGGCUGCUACGCUAAAAUCUUCUGGGUCGUUCACAAAUCGGAAUCCAGAAUGCGGAUGCACGCGGCAACGCCGAGCGGCAAGUCGCCUCACGCGUUGAGUAAAGACGCUCGCGAGACGAAGCAGCGACGGAGCGAGUGGAGGAUCACCAAGAUGGUCCUAGCCAUCUUUCUCGGCUUCAUCGUUUGCUACCUGCCCAUUACCAUUGUCAAGGUCUACGACACGGAAGUCGAGUAUCCUGAGUUCCACGUGCUGGGAUACCUACUGCUUUACUUGUCGUCCUGUAUAAAUCCAAUAAUCUACGUGAUUAUGAAUAAGCAGUACCGGCAAGCGUAUGCCGGGGUUAUAAGCUGCUCGAAGAUCCGCGCCAGUUUCACGUCCCACGGGAGCAGCGCGCCCGGUCAGAACCACAAAAACAAUGUCGGACAUCACCAAGAUUAUUCGAAAGACUACAGUAAGACAAUGGUGUCCACUGUAUCUAUUGCCAUGAACUCCGUUAAAGAUGCUGAUCACGAUGAUUACAUUUAAGAAGAAGGAACAGACAAAAAAGAGAUGGAGGAAAAAUUCGAAGAACAAAACGUGUAUAGACUGAGCGUCGAAGAUGAGAAAAAUCAUGUUUUUAACAUUUUUAUGCUAUUAAUUGACUCAAUUUAGGGCUUUCAAGAGGAAAAGUGAUUCACGAACAAAAACGAAUGUAGCAUACAUUCCAUUUUAUUUUAAAAUUAAUUAAUUGUUUUUAUUCACGCCUAGGCGUCAUGUAUAAACUCAUAUAAAUAUAUACAUCGACCAAAGAGUUGAGAAAGAUGUACGUGUAAAUAAGUAUAAAAUGUAUAAAAAAAAAAAAAAAAACGAAAGACGCACGCGUAUGUAUUUGACAGCUAUAAUAUUUAUUUCAUCGUCACUUGUGUAUGUGUUUUGUGAAAAAUGUUUUGCAAAACGUAUGUUAUGGCAUGCCGUCUCAUAUUACUAGACAAUAAUUAUUGAUAAACACCAUACCGAAAAAAACAUGGUUAACAUUUUUAAAAA